GAAGGCUGCCAAGCCUUCUUCAUCGAUCUAGAUAUUUCCAUUGAAAGUAUUUAUCCUUUACUUUUAGGAUGGAAACUGAAUGCGAGCCGAAUGGGCUACUUUACAAAAGAAGAGUGGAUGAACGGCAUGAAACAACUGGGCGUGGAUUCGGCAGACAAAUUAAAACAACUCAUUCCGAGCUUCGAGCUCGCUUUGGCCGAUCCCGUUCUUCUCAAAAAGUUCUACCUCUUCACAUUUCCUUACGCGAAAACGACAGGGCAAAAGAGUAUGGAUGUAGACGUCGCCAUCGCUCUUUGGCAAGUCAUUUUCGCGGACAGAUACCCGCAUAUCCCAGCCUUUAUACAGUUCUUGCAGGAAGUCAAACCUGUCAGAGUGAUCAAUAAAGAUCAAUGGUCGAGUCUCUUUGACUAUAUUCGAUCGGUUCCGGAAGAUCUAACGGGUUAUGACAGUUCAUCAUCAUGGCCCGUCCUGUUCGAUGAUUACGUUGCAUGGAAAAAAGGCAAUCAAGACUCAAUGUAGACACACCUGUAUCAAUAAAAUGAAACCAUAGUAGCAUCCUGUAGUAUAUGAUUCCCCGAUGACAGGUUCUUGACAGAUGAAUAAUCUAUUUGAAGGAUCGGAGAUGACAUACUAACACAGCAUCUAACCGAACUGCAUGAUCCAGUAACUACGCUUGUCGACGGGUAACAAAGGUUUGAGUGGGUACAUCAACAUAUCCUUAUUCAAGCCAAUAGAGGUAUCUCAGUUUUUCAAUGGUUGUGGUUUUUUUUUUGGGGGGGGUGUAAACAGAGGGGUUAACACAAUUCAGGAUACAAAAAAAGAUACGAUUACA
Molecule: messenger RNA, 832 nt
Organism: Radiomyces spectabilis
Lineage: Eukaryota; Fungi; Mucoromycota; Mucoromycetes; Mucorales; Radiomycetaceae
Product: potentiating neddylation domain-containing protein
Exons: 8
Coding region: 91-519 (142 amino acids)
Biological process (GO): protein neddylation; positive regulation of ubiquitin-protein transferase activity
Cellular component (GO): ubiquitin ligase complex
Molecular function (GO): ubiquitin-like protein binding; ubiquitin conjugating enzyme binding; cullin family protein binding
Source: RefSeq, a predicted model, not a curated record